This is a messenger RNA of Fusarium venenatum, 1449 nucleotides long. NCBI's taxonomy places the organism in Eukaryota, Fungi, Ascomycota, Sordariomycetes, Hypocreales, Nectriaceae. The record is from RefSeq and is a predicted model, not a curated record.
AUGGACCAAAAGAUCGAUUCGCCGCUGGAUCUUAGCGAUGACGCAGGCACUGUAUCCACAGGACCUCCAGUGAACGAGAAGGCUCUGUUACGCAAGUUAGAUUUGCGACUUCUGCCAGCUGUUGGGGUAUUGUAUCUUCUUUCAUUCUUAGAUCGCAGCAAUGUUGGAAAUGCUCGCAUCGAAGGGAUGAUUGAUGAUCUGCAUAUGUCUGGUAAUGAGUACCUGACUGGAUUGACUCUUUACUUUAUUGGCUACGUUAUCUUUGAAAUCCCAUGCAAUAUCAUCCUCAAACGAACAACCCCUCGACUAUGGCUUCCCACACUUACAGUUGCCUGGGGGAUUGUGGCAACGUUACUUGGUAUUGUACAGAAUAAAACUGGUUUCUUUAUCGCUCGGUUCUUCCUUGGUGUUACAGAAAGCGGUCUAUUUCCUGGUGUCGUAUAUUAUUUUUCAAUGUGGUACAAGCGGCGAGAGAGACAGUUUCGUAUCUCGCUAUUCUUUAGCGCAGCUUCACUUGCUGGAGCUUUUGGUGGUAUAUUGGCAUAUGGCAUAGGAAAGAUGUCAGGUAUCGUUUGGGAGAAUGGGUGGCGUUGGAUCUUUAUUCUGGAAGGUAUCGCCACGGUCGUAGUGGCGAUCGCGGCAUAUUGGUUCAUCGAGAAUUAUCCCGAUACAUCCAAUUUUCUCACCGAUGGCGAACAGUCUUUCAUUCAUGAACGUCUACACGCAGAUAGUGACGCGAUUCGUAAAGAGAGGUUUAGUUGGGCUGCUGUCCGAGAAGCGUUCGGAGAUCCAAGCUGCUGGCUUUAUGGGCUAGGGUUUCAUACCAUGAGCUUACCACUUUAUACUCUCUCUUUGUUUCUGCCCACGAUUAUCAAGGAUCUUGGGUAUACAGCAGCAGUGGCCCAGCUCUUAACAAUCCCGCCUUAUGCUGUUGCCUUCGUCACUACCCUUGGUGUUGCUAUAGCCUCGGAAAAGCUCGCCAAACGUGCGGUUUUUAUCGCUGGUUCCUCAGCCGUUGCCGCCAUUGGAUACAUAAUCCUCCUCGCCAAUACCAAUCCCACUGCCAGGCCCGGAGUCUCCUACAUGGGGACAUUCUUUGCCGCAGCUGGAAUUUACCCUGGCACAGCCUUGGUACUCAGCUGGCCAGCUAUCAAUGUCUCCGGGCAAACCAAGCGUGCCAUUGCCAACGCUAUGCAGAUCAGUAUUGGCAAUCUUGGUGCGGUAAUGGGGACGCAGCUAUACAGGUCAGGUGAUGGCCCACGAUUUGUGGUCGGUCACUCUAUGGCUCUGGCAUACCUAAUCGCGAAUGUCAUUGUGGUGAGUAUCUUGGGGUGGCGAUUGAAGAAGCAGAACCAGAGUCGGGAGGCUGUCAGUGAAGAGAUUAAGCAUGUUGGCAAUGUUGAAGAUUGGAAGGGUGAUUCGGAUUCCAGAUGGAGGUUUGAGUACUGA